AUGCCUUUUGGCUCAACUAAUGCCCCUGCGACAUUCAUGGAUUUAAUGCAUCGGGUGUUUAAGCCUUAUUUGGAUAAAUUUGUAGUGGUGUUUAUUGAUGAUAUCCUAGUGUACUCGAAGACAAGGGAGGAACAUGAGCAACACUUGAGGAUAGUAUUGCAAACCCUAAGAGAGCACCAGCUGUUUGCCAAAUUUAGCAAGUGUAAAUUUUGGCUAGAGAAAGUGGCGUUCCUAGGCCAUAUCAUUUCAAAGGAUGGGCUUACUGUAGACCCGGCUAAAGUGGAAGCUGUAGCAAAAUGGAAACGGCCGGAGAAUCCUACGGAAGUACGAAGUUUUCUAGGUCUCGUGGGGUACUACCGCCGAUUUAUAAAGAAUUUCUCGAGAAUUGUGGGACCCCUAACGAACUUGACAAAGAAACAAGGGAAGUACAUUUGGGAUGCUAAGUGCGAGAAUGGUUUCCAAGAGCUUAAAAGGCAAUUGACCAUGGCUCCAGUGCUAGCUCUGCCCAAUGGGACGGAUAGCUAUACAGUUUAUACCGACGCUUCGAGAUAG
This is a messenger RNA of Coffea arabica (coffee), 552 nucleotides long. RefSeq lists its product as uncharacterized. NCBI's taxonomy places the organism in Eukaryota, Viridiplantae, Streptophyta, Magnoliopsida, Gentianales, Rubiaceae. The record is from RefSeq and is a predicted model, not a curated record.